AUGGAAAAAGAUUUCUCCUUGGUGCGGAAGGAAGAAGAUGAAGAAGAAGACAACAAGAACGAAAUGUCUUCGGAAGAGACGUGUUAUUUGUCAUCGGAGAUGAUAGAGAAAGUGAGCUCCAUGGCAGCUCCAAUGGUGGCAGUUUCGGUUUCUCAGUACCUUCUUCAAGUCAUCUCCAUGAUCAUGGCUGGUCAUGUAGACGAGCUCUCACUCUCAGCCGUCGCAAUCGCCACUUCCCUCACCAACGUAACCGGCUUUAGCCUCCUCUUUGGUUUGGCAGGUGCGUUAGAGACACUCUGUGGUCAAGCUUUUGGAGCAGAACAGUUUCGAUUAAUCGGUGCAUACACUUACAGCUCAAUGCUUUGUCUUCUCUUCUUCUGUUUCCCAAUCUCACUCUUGUGGGUUUAUAUGGACAAACUCUUAGAGCUUUUCCAUCAAGAUCCUUUAAUCUCUCAGUUAGCUUGCAGAUACUCAAUCUGGCUCAUACCGGCUUUAUUCGGAUACUCUCUUCUUCAGUCAAUGACUCGCUAUUUCCUGUCACAAGCAUUGGUUCUUCCGCUUUUCUUGAGCUCUCUUGGUGCUCUCUCUUUUCACAUUCCUUUUUGUUGGCUUCUUGUCUACAAACUGAGAUUUGGAAUCGUCGGCGCGGCUUUGUCCAUUGGUGUUUCGUAUUGGCUCAACGUGUUUUUGCUUUGGAUCUUUAUGAGAGACUCUUCUCUGCGUCAUGAAAUGAAGAAUCUUGGUUGGCAAGAAAUCUUCUCGAGUAUGAAGCAGUUCAUUGCCCUAGCGAUCCCUUCUGCAAUGAUGACUUGCUUGGAAUGGUGGUCGUUUGAGUUUCUACUACUAUUGUCUGGACUCUUACCAAACUCAAAGCUCGAAACAUCGGUUAUAUCCAUUUGCCUCACAAUGUCGGCUAUUCAUUACGAUCUGGUGAAUGCAAUAGGAGCAGCUGCAAGCACAUAUGUCUCAAACGAGCUAGGAGCUGGAAAUCCAAGGGCAGCUCGAGCCGCGGCUAAUUCUGCUAUUUUCUUGGGUGGUGUUGAUGCAACCAUAGCAACCAUCUCUCUUUACAGUUACCGAAGAAGUUGGGGUUACAUAUUCAGCAGCGAGAGAGAAGUUGCUGACUAUGCAACGCAAAUCACACCCAUCGUCUGCUUAUCCAUUUUCAUCAACAGCUUUCUUGGUGUGCUCUCAGGGGUUGCGAGAGGAGCAGGGUGGCAACAUAUAGGAGGUUAUGCAAGCAUAGGAUCAUAUUAUCUGGUCGGCAUCCCAUUGGGUUCGAUGUUGUGUUUUGUAGUGAAACUGAGAGGAAAAGGACUUUGGAUCGGUAUAGUGAUAGCCUCCACUCUCCAACUCCUUGUUUUUGCUCUUGUCACUUUCUUCACCAAUUGGGAACAAGAGGCAACCAAAGUCAGGGACAGAGUAUUCGAAAUGACACCCCAACAUAAAGAUAACCAAGAAACAGAAAAUAUAUUUAAAGAGGAAGAUGCACAAGUUUUACUAAAAGAUAUUUCAGAAGCUGUGUAA
Messenger RNA from Microthlaspi erraticum, 1527 nucleotides. The record is from the annotation of a GenBank genome assembly. Lineage: Eukaryota; Viridiplantae; Streptophyta; Magnoliopsida; Brassicales; Brassicaceae.